GGACACCUUCGAGACCCAGGUCGCGUCAAUCUGCCAUAGGGGAUCGUCGGAGUUCCUGCCUUCACUUUCUGUCUACUAUUUCAGCUUAGCCAAUUCACGGUGAUGGAUUUAAAAGGUUCCCCUGCUCUCGAUGGGUAUCAAAUGCCUGCUGAGUGGGAAACCCAUUCACAGUGUUGGAUGGGCUGGCCGGAACGCCCAGAUAACUGGAGAGAUAAUGCAUUGCAUGCCCAACAUGUGUAUGCCAAGGUAGCAUCUGCAAUCUCAAUGUUUGAGCCUGUGACUGUCUGUGCAAGUGCUGCUCAGUGGGUCAAUGCACGAAAUCAGCUACCAGAAAACAUAAGAGUGGUUGAGAUGAGCAUGAAUGACUCUUGGUUUCGUGAUACUGGACCGACUUUCGUUGUAAGCAAGAGCAAAUCAAGUUCUGUUAUCUCACAGCAGAAUGUGGCUGGCAUUGAUUGGAAUUUUAACAGCUGGGGAGGUCCUAGUGAUGGUUGCUACCAAGACUGGAGUCUUGACCUCCUUGUUGCGAGAAAGAUUUUGGAGAAUGAGAGGCUUCCUAGAUUUCCAAACUCAAUUGUUCUUGAAGGUGGAAGCAUCCAUGUUGAUGGAGAAGGGACUUGCCUUACCACAGAGGAGUGCCUUCUGAAUAAAAACAGGAACCCGCAUUUAAGUAAGGAGCAAAUAGAGAAUGAACUUAAGGCUUAUCUUGGAGUCAGGAAGGUUAUUUGGUUGCCUCGUGGAUUAUAUGGUGAUGAUGAUACCAAUGGUCACAUCGAUAAUAUGUGCUGUUUCGUGAAGCCUGGUGUGGUUCUGUUAGCCUGGACUGAUGAUGAAAAUGAUCAUCAGCAGCAUGAACGAUCUGUUGAAGCCUUUUCUGUUCUUUCCGGUGCUACUGAUGCCAAUGGUAGGAAACUACAAAUAAUUAAACUCCAUGUUCCCGGGCCACUUUAUAUGACAGAUGAAGAGGCGGCUGGAGUAAUUCAGGAUGGUGAGGCUAAACCAAGACUUCCGGGUACAAGACUUGCCGCCUCAUACGUGAACUUUUACAUUGCCAAUGGAGCAAUAAUCUUGCCACAGUUCGGUGACCCAAAGCGGGAUGAAGAAGCUGUUCGUGUCAUAUCUGAAGCCUUUCCAGAUUAUGAAGUUGUAAGAAUCGAAGGAGCAAGAGAGAUUGUUUUAGGGGGUGGAAACAUACAUUGUAUUACCCAACAACAACCUGCCAUUAUCCCGCAUGGAACAGCGAAAGACGACUGAUCCUUAUGAACAUGGGCACAGAUGUAUUAGUACCCAAUAUUGAGAUUAGCUGAACAAUUAACUUGCACGGUUUUAUUUAUCACUUCUCUGACUUCUGGUUUUCCGGAUCGUUUAAGGUUGUAUGUUAUUGUAGAUGGUGCAGAGGAAAAUGGGUGUAGACACUGCCUCCAGAGGUUUUCCGUGUAGGUUGUAUGUUGUUUUAGAUGGUGCUAUGAAUCGUACCACUCAGUAGAAAUGUACGAAUUGACGUGCCAAAAUGUUGAAUGGAAUUAAUAAUAGUUGUCGAUA
Messenger RNA from Juglans microcarpa x Juglans regia, 1542 nucleotides. RefSeq names its product agmatine deiminase. The coding region runs from base 103 to 1254 and encodes 383 amino acids. NCBI's taxonomy places the organism in Eukaryota, Viridiplantae, Streptophyta, Magnoliopsida, Fagales, Juglandaceae. The record is from RefSeq and is a predicted model, not a curated record. Gene Ontology annotation, molecular function: protein-arginine deiminase activity; agmatine deiminase activity. The transcript has 11 exons. Gene Ontology annotation, biological process: putrescine biosynthetic process.